Messenger RNA from Hansenula anomala, 1695 nucleotides. It is a transcript of the gene TRM44, whose product is annotated as tRNA (uracil) methyltransferase. The transcript has a single exon. Gene Ontology annotation, biological process: tRNA methylation. Gene Ontology annotation, molecular function: tRNA (uridine) methyltransferase activity. Bases 1 to 1695 code for a protein of 564 amino acids. The record is from RefSeq and is a predicted model, not a curated record. NCBI's taxonomy places the organism in Eukaryota, Fungi, Ascomycota, Saccharomycetes, Phaffomycetales, Wickerhamomycetaceae.
AUGACCGAAGACAAAAAGAAACCAGAGAUGCCAAACAUCAUGAGCGAAGCAUCCAUUCUAGGCCCAGAGUGGAUCGGUCUAUUCCAAUCCCCAGUUGAGUUCAAGAGUGAGCACUUUGAAGGUGCUAUGGAAAACCUGAUAAAACAGCCAAACAUUAACUCCACGGUGAUCUUAAGAGCAGAUAUCCUAAUAGAAAAUAAGUAUGAUUAUACCGAAUCUGAACCAAAACUGUCAAAUUUUAAAAGUGAACUAGCAGAUCAAAAACCAGACAUACCGACAACUUCAGAAAAUGAGGUGAUAAUAGAGAAAAACUUGGAUGAUAUUGAUCUGAGGAGUAUCCCAUUAGCUUUGAAGUCAAGACCAAAAGUUGAAAUUGUGAGAAGGAUUGUCCCGAGAAAUCCAUUCAAAGAUGCCAUUAUAAAUCAAACAUGUUUAGUGCUUGAACUCAAAGAUGAGGGUGAGGAACAGUUUGAUUCCACUUUGAUUGUCUAUAAUCCACAUAUUGAUGAUUCAGAAGACUGUCCAUUUUAUUUGCCUGGUGUUCAAGCUGUUGGUAUUCUAUACAGAAAAGGCACAUUAUCAUUACAUUACUUACCAUUUGGCUAUGAAGAUCCCCAAAACAUACAGAAUUUCAAAGAGUUAGAUCCAAGUGAUCGUAAUAUUAGAAUUGCUUUCAGACUGUUACAAACUGCAAGAAAACAUUCCACAGGUGUGAUGCAAGGAUAUCAGAAAAGAGUUAAGCAUGAUCUUGUGGUUUCAAAAGUCUCAUUUCAAGAUCGCUACAUCACAUUAAAGAAGAAAUAUUCAAAAGAUUUAGUAGAUAACUGGGUUGAAUCAACAGAUCCAAGAAAACAUGUUUUUGAAGAUAUUGCUAUAGCUGCUUUUUUGAUUGAGCUUUGGUCAAAAAUAUAUAAAAGUAAAGAUGAGUUUGAAUUUCGUGAUUUAGGAUGUGGUAACGGAUUAUUAGUUCAUAUUUUGAUAACAGAAGGUUAUAAAGGUAUUGGUAUAGAUGCCCGUGCUAGAAAGAGCUGGAAAAUAUAUCCUGAAGAAGUACAAAGCAGGUUAAAAGAGCAAGUCAUUAUUCCUUCAGUGUUGUUGAGACCACAUCCAGCUGUAAAGAAUUUGGCACCUCAUUUGACAGAUAAUGGACGUGUUUUCCAAGUUCCAGUGAGUAAUGGAUCCAAAUUUAUAAGGGACGGUGGUGUCGAUGUUCCAGUUGUUGCUUAUUACUCCUCAGCUUCAUUAUUACAAUCGUCAAACGUUAAUACUGCUCAAUUUCCUAAAAAUACAUUUAUUAUCGGGAAUCAUUCAGAUGAAUUAACAUGUUGGGUCCCAUUAUUAGGAUAUCCUUUCUUGGUUAUCCCAUGUUGUUCACAUGCUUUAUCUGGUGCUCGUGUUAGAUAUCCUUCAAAAAGAAUUGCUCGAAAAGAAGGCGAAAAGACUUCAUUUGGGGCAUCCACAUAUGCUGCAUUAGUUGAUCAUGUGGAAGAUAUAGCUAAAGAAGUUGGAUGGAAAGUUGAAAGAGAAAUGUUGAGAAUCCCAAGUACAAGAAAUGCAGCACUAAUAGGAUAUCAAAAGGAGAAAGCACAUGCAAAGAUCAAAUCAGUCUAUGAUAUGCUUGUGUUGGAAGGAGGCGCUGAAGGUUGGGUUGAAAAUACAAUGGCUUUGACAAAGAAAGCACCAAGAAAUCAUUAA